AUGAUACAGAGGCCAAAAAAGCUAGCCUUGGUUGUUGCUCUUUUUAUUAUAAGCAUAGUCAUAUCAACUUAUGUGUCUACUUCAUCCUCCCAUGGUCCCUCAAAGUUUCGGACACAUUUGCAACAGAUGCCAGCAUAUCUCCGACAAAAGGCAUGCCUGAUGUCUCCGUUUGGAGUCAAUCAAAGCUCAGGAUUCAUGGAAGGCGCUGUCUCUGUGAAUGAUAUUGUGCGCUACUCAACCAAGAGUUCGCAAGGAAAUUAUAUGCCACCGGAGUUCGUUUCGAGUUCUGUGAACCAAGCACCCCGGGUCAAGGCUGCUUUUAUCGUGCUUGUGCGCAACAAUGAGCUGGAUGGAAUGAUUCAAAGCAUGAAUGACUAUGAGUUCAGGUUUAACCGCAAAUUUAAUUACCCCUGGAUCUUUUUGAAUGACGAGCCGUUCACGGAUGAAUUUAAAACUGAAGUGCGUAAGAGGACUCGCGCCCCAACGUACUUUGGGCUGGUACCCUCCGAGCAUUGGAGCUAUCCAGACUUCAUUGACCAAGAAAAAGCACGGCAGAGUCGCAUUGACAUGGACCAGCACGGUGUUCCUUACGCCACCUCAGAAUCAUAUCGCCACAUGUGUCGAUUUCAGAGUGGCUUUUUUUUUGAGCACCCUCUUACCUAUGAGCUUGGGCUAGAGUAUUACUGGCGAGUGGAGCCUUAUGUCGAAUUGAAUUGUGACAUCGACUACGACCCAUUCAUGUUCAUGAAAAUCAACAAUAAAGCCUACGGAUUUACCAUCACGUUGCUCGAAUACGAAGAAACCAUCCCUACUCUUUGGGAUCAUACCAAGCAGUUUAUGAAACUGCAUCCUGACUAUUUUGCGUCAGACAAUCUCGUGGAAUUUGUUAUUGAUAAUGGCGAUUUCGAGACAUCUAACUAUAACUUAUGUCAUUUUUGGAGCAAUUUUGAGAUCGGCGAUAUAAACUUUUUCCGGAGCAAACAGUACAAGGACUACUUCGACUAUUUGGACAAAACCGGUGGCUUUUUUUAUGAGCGAUGGGGCGAUGCGCCUGUGCACAGUAUUGCUGCCUCCCUUUUCUUAAAUAAGUCUCAGGUGUAUCACUUCAAGGACAUUGGCUACGUGCACGAUGGUAUGGGUCACUGUCCUUUAGGAGAAAAACAGUUUCAUGAAAAUGGUAAAUGCGAUUGUAAUGUGGUCGACUCCGUGACUCUCUUGGAAGAUUUCUGCAUGGGCGACUGGUGGUUUGCAUCCAAAGAGGGUAAGCCCUCUGAACGUGAGGAGUACAAAGCGCUCAUCGACGAACUUGAGCUUGAAGAUGUCUGGGUUGAAGAGGGCGAAGGCGAAGGUGAAGGCGAAGGUGAAGGCGAAGGUGAAGGAGAAGGGCAAGAGGAUGAAAAUGCUGGGGACGAAAAUUUGGAAGUCUUUGAUCGACGUCACUUGAAAAAGCGCUACUCGUCCGCACUUCUCAGGCAGAAGCGUCGGGCAAGAAUGUCACAACAACGCAAAUUAAAAAAGCGCAAAUGGCUUAGCAGAACUUGA
Messenger RNA from Malassezia restricta, 1542 nucleotides. RefSeq names its product alpha 1,2-mannosyltransferase. The transcript is spliced from 2 exons. Gene Ontology annotation, biological process: protein N-linked glycosylation; cell wall mannoprotein biosynthetic process. Gene Ontology annotation, cellular component: Golgi apparatus; membrane. The coding region runs from base 1 to 1542 and encodes 513 amino acids. Gene Ontology annotation, molecular function: alpha-1,2-mannosyltransferase activity. The record is from RefSeq and is a predicted model, not a curated record. Lineage: Eukaryota; Fungi; Basidiomycota; Malasseziomycetes; Malasseziales; Malasseziaceae.